AUGUUCGUUCAUGGGAUUAAGCCAGGAUCUAGCGAGGAAGAAGAAGAAGAAGAUGUCAUGGAUAUUCUCCAGAAACGUCGGGAAGAAUGCGAGCGCAAGGCGAGGAGGGGGGAGAUGGACCCCCGGCUGGAGUUCACCUUCCAGCUCCUCAUCGACGGCACCGGGCUCCCCAGACACGCCAUCAUGGACCAUGUGUUCGAAGGAAAUAUGCUGGACGACAUCAACCAGCUCUUCCUUCCCCACAUGAGGAACAAACUGCUCUGGUACUACCAAGACGUGGAGGAGGUGGAACAGAAGUCUCAAGCCGAUGGCACGAAGCCCCGACAGCAAGGGCAAGGUAAGCAGCCACCGCCUCAAGUGACUCUCAAGAAGAAACUGUUCUUGUCUGACGGCUGGGACGUGAAGUUCACUGGAGUGUGUAUCUACAUGUUCCGAAUCAAUGUCAGUAAGCAGCUGCCUGAAGAAGGGUUUCACAAAGAUCUUUUCUGCGGGAUACUGAACGCUGAGAAGGUGGGCUUGGUGACUGCGAUCGAGCGGGUGAUGGAGCACGUGUACAUGAGUGCGCUUGCGCAUCCCAGCGUUUGUGAAGACGUGUGCAACCAGAUAAACCUAUUCGAUGACGGUCAAGCCAUAAUGGCUAGCAUUCAAGACCAGAGUGAGCUGAAGGAGAUGACCAAAAACCCCACCACCAUCACGAUGCUGGAAGACCGCGUCACCGAAUGGGUUAAGAAAGUCAUGGAGAUACUAAGUGAAAGUGAACAGUUGCGCCGAGAAGUGGACUCGAGUGGACCUCAAGACGAACUGGAAUAUUGGAAGAAAAGGGGGGCACAGUUUUCCCAGCUCGUGUCUUACUUGCAGGACAAUGAAGUGCAAUUGACGCUGACGGCCCUACAACUGGCCAAUUCCAAAGUGAUUCGCCUGUGGCGCGACACCGACCACAAAAUAACUUUCUGCUACAACGAGGCGAAAGACAAUGCCAAGUUCAUCCAGGCCAUGGAGAAAUGCUGCCAUUCCCUUUACUUGGAUGACCCAGUCAAGAUCAAAGAUUCCAUCUUGAGCCUGCUGCAGACCGUCAGGUUGAUUCACAGUGUGUCACAGUUUUAUAAUACAUCAGAGAGGAUUUCUUCGCUCAUGGUCAAGAUUACAAACCAAAUGAUUGAGACUUGCAAACAGUACAUCACUUGCCGUUUCAAAGAAACCAUCUGGUCUCAAGAGCGAUCUCUGGUCAGAGAAAAGCUCAUCCACUGCAUCAACCUCAACAAGACAUACCGAGAAACAUAUCUCUUCGUUAAGAACCAACCAUUUUUACCCAACACAGAGCAGUUCAGCUUCUCCGAAAACUAUGUGUUCGGGAAAUUCGAUACGUUUUGUAAGCGGUUGAAUAAAGUCAUCACCAUGUUCGAUCUCAUGGAUGAUUAUAACCAUCUAUUUGCGAAAAGGAUGGAGGGACUUCUUCUUGGUGAAGACUUGGAAGAAGCAGUACACACAUUCGAAGAAGCUAAGAAGGUGGUGACGACAUGCCAGUACGACUACCUGGACUAUCGUAACAACGAGUUCGACAAGGACUACCAAGUGUUUGAGGGGAAGACCAACACCCUGCGAGAGUCCAUUGGGAAUACAAUAGAGCUGAACUUCUCUAGCGUAUGGGAGACGCCGCAAGGGAUCAAGUUCCUGACAAGGUUUGAGAAAGUUAGUCAAAAGAUUCAAAUAACAAAACUGAGCGAAAAGUAUGACCGUGUACUGAAAUACUGUGAAAAAGAGGUGGACAAGAUCACUAAGAUGUUCAAAAGGCAGAGAGAGGACCCUCCGCUGCCGAGGAACUACUCACCUGUCGCAGGUCGCAUCAAAUGGUCGCGCUGCCUCAUGUUCAACAUGCGGGAGACUGUGGAAAGCGUGUGCGCACAUCCCGUAUUACGUGCCCUGCCCGCUGCUGCUGACGUCACGCGCAAGUAUACCAACACUCGCUCCCUGGUGUCCACCUACGAGGAAACCAUGAGGGCCGUAUGGAUGAAUCAGAACCUUUGGGAUGUGGACGACAGUCUAAACAACACAUUACUUCGCAUCGACGAGUCUGGCCGCAUCUGCGUGAACCUGGAUCACACCAUCCGCCUGCUGAUCCGGGAGUCCGACUGCCUCGUCAAGAUGGGUAUAGAUCUGCCUAUAGUCUGUCACUCGCUGUACGCUAAGAAGAACUAUUUUACGCUGGUCAAUGACUCUUUACAGUUCCUCCUCGAAGACUACAUCACCACCGUCAGGCGCGUCAAGCUGGAAGUGCGUCCUCUCUUCCUGCCACAAGUGGUUCGCCUUUCGUCUUUACUCCUGCCUGGUCUCCGCCACGUCACCUGGACUAGCGGGGACUGGAAGGAGUUCAUCGACUGCGCCGACGCCGCCAUCAAGUGCUUCGAUGUCCUGGUCACGAGGGUCCACGACAUCUACACUAAUAGGAUCAUCUACGUCCUUUCGGGGAUGCAAGAUGUUUCUUUGAUUACGUUGCCUGAGGAAACUCCAUGGUCUGUCGAAGAGUUCAUAGAAAAUGUGGAAACUGGAUGCCGCAAUGCAUGUGUGGAGUUCAACCGCAAGAGUCUGAUGGUGGAAGAAGCCGUGGAAGAGGUGUUGGACCUGGUGAAGAAGGCAGCUCAGCAGAUCAGGCCGACUGAGAUCAACCCUGACUUUGAGUUCCUGAUUGCUGAUGACGAUCCUCAAGCAGGAAGUGGCCCAGCGUCCACUGCUAAUGAGUCGACCUCCAGCGGACAGCAGGACUGGUCAGCAGUUUGGGAGUGCUUCGAGAACCCGCACAAAUUGCUGUCCACGCCUGCUGGUGGGCUGUCCAAAAGCAUGCAGGAAAUGGUGAAGAACGCCGUGAGCGAAAUGCGGAGGUACUACAGCAGGAAGGUGGUGGAUGUUCUGAUCAAGGUCACCCGGAGGACCCUUGACCUCAUCAUCAAGAGGUUCUGCUCUGACCCGGCCAUCACCGAAGAAUACGUGAAGAAGCCGAUAUUCUUACUCCAAGCAACCCUCAUGAUCCCGAAUGUGUCUGUGAAGCCGACCCUGGAUGAAAUACAGGAAGUGUUGACCAUCGCUGGGAAACACAUAUCAGGACUGUCCAAGGGAGUCGCCCAAUGGUCCGGAGGGAAGGUCCCUAGGGUUAACUGGAAGAAGAUCGCAGGCCGCCCGUCGAACCACCUUCUAGAAGUAGUCACGAAGCUUGACGAACAGGUGCAAUCAGGGGCUGCGCAAAACGCGGGUAUGCAGCAAAAGGGCCUUAAAGUUAUCGAGGCAGCGAAGAUUCGGCGCAAGAGACACUACCGCCUUGAGUCGGAGGAGAAGCCGUCGUUCCCAUUCCAACAGAAAAACUUCUAUAACCACGUCAUGGAGAACAAGGAAGUCGUCAAGACCUUGUCGCAAAUGUCUACAUGCACGCAGAAUAUCAAAACAGAGCUGAACAACUUGGUGAAGCGCUGGCGUCCGUACCACUACCUCUGGAAAUGUGAGAAGACCCUGCGCCAACUGCUGUCCUGGAACUUGAAUGACUUUGAACUGUCGCUGAAGAAGCACAGCGAGCUGGAAGCCAAGCUGGCGACCGAGCCCGACGUGCUGGUCAUAGGCACCUGCCUCGCUGUGUCCACCGAGAAACUCAAGCUUGGACUGACUACAGAGUUGAAAAACGGCACUCACAGAAUAAGUCAAGCUAUGCGCAAGAAAUAUAAACGUGAGAUGGACUACGUUUAUGCCAUCAUGAAUGAUCUAGAACGUAAGCUGGAGAGACCCAUAAGAGACCUGGAUGACGUCAGGACUGUCAUGGAGACUCUGAAGAAGAUACGGGAACAAGAAGUUGACAUGGAACUCAAAAUUGACCCGGUUGAAGAAGCCUUCAACAUAAUCACUCGCUAUGAGCUGCCUGUGAGCAAAGAGGAUUUAGAACAGGUUGAUAAUCUCCGCUACACUUGGCAACAGCUGCAAGCGCAGGCGUUGGCAACCCAUUUCCAGCUUUUGAAAAUGCAGCCGACCUUCUCUGAUGACCUCAAGAACAACCUGGACAGGUUUAGGGAUGACAAUACGGAGUACUGCCAUGAGUAUCGCCAUGCAGGCCCUAUGCAGCCUGGCUUGAGCCCUAGGGAGGCAUCAGAUAGGUUGAUUCUCUUCCAGAACCGCUUCGAUGGCAUGUGGCGUAAACUACAAACCUACCAAAAUGGCGAGGAACUAUUUGGUCUUCCUCACACGGAAUACCCUGAACUUGCGCAAAUAAGAAAGGAGCUAAACCUUUUGCAAAAGCUGUAUAAACUGUACAAUGACGUCAUCGACCGAGUCAGCAGCUAUUAUGAUAUUCCAUGGGGUGAAGUCAACAUCGAGGAGAUCAACAAUGAGCUUAUGGAGUUUCAAAAUAGGUGCCGAAAGCUGCCAAAGGGCCUUAAAGAAUGGCCUGCCUUCUUCGCGCUUAAGAAGACAAUAGAUGACUUCAACGACAUGUGCCCGCUCUUGGAGCUGAUGGCCAACAAAGCGAUGAAAGCGCGUCACUGGCAACGUAUCAUGGAGGUCACCAAAUACAUCUUCGAACUUGACAACGAGGACUUCUGCUUGAAGAAUAUUCUGGAGGCACCUUUGUUGCAGAAUAAAGAGGAUAUUGAGGAUAUCUGCAUCUCAGCGAUGAAGGAGAAGGACAUCGAAGCAAAGCUUCGGCAAGUGACCAACGAGUGGUCCGUCCACGAGCUGACCUUCCAAACCUUCAACAACAGGGGAGAACUCCUCCUCCGAGGAGAUACCACGGCGGAGACCAUCGGACAGCUGGAAGACAGUCUCAUGAUCCUCGGCUCGCUACUAUCCAAUCGAUACAACGCACCAUUCAGAAAGCAGAUACAGCAGUGGCUUUACGACCUGCAAAGUACGAACGAGAUCUUAGAACGCUGGUUGCUAGUGCAAAAUAUGUGGGUGUACCUUGAAGCUGUAUUCGUAGGGGGUGACAUCGCCAAACAACUGCCCAAAGAAGCCAAGCGGUUCUCAAAAAUUGACAAAUCUUGGCAGAAGAUCAUGCAAAGGGCUCAUGAGACACCUGGAGUCGUAUCCUGUUGCGUCGGAGACGAUUUAUUAAGACAAUUGCUUCCGCAUCUCCAAGAACAGCUGGAACUCUGUCAGAAAAGUUUGAGUGGCUAUCUAGAGAAGAAGAGGACAAUGUUUCCUAGAUUCUUCUUUGUCUCUGAUCCAGCCCUGUUAGAAAUUCUUGGACAGGCUUCAGAUUCACAUACCAUACAGAAUCAUCUGCUGUCCAUAUUUGACAAUAUUCGUUAUGUCAAGUUCCAUGAUAUUGAAUACAACAAGAUGAUUGCUAUUGUUUCUUCGGAGGGUGAAGAGAUAAAGCUGGAGCGUCCCGUACGGGCAGAGGGUUCUGUGGAGACCUGGCUGACGUCACUGUUGCAGUCGGCUCAAAGCAGCCUGCACUCCAUCAUCCGCAACGCGGUGUCCAUCCUCAACGAUCCCGCUUUCAAUUUGCUGCUGUUCCUUGACAAAAUGCCGGCACAGGUUGGACUUCUGGGCAUCCAAAUAAUAUGGACUCGUGAUGCAGAACUAGCACUGAUGCAAGCUCGGCAAGACAAGAAAAUAAUGAUGGAAACCAACAAUAAGUUUUUGGAACUGCUGAACACAUUGAUUGAUCAGACCACCAGGGACUUACUGAAGAUUGAAAGAAUUAAGUUUGAGACUCUUAUUACUAUCCAUGUCCAUCAAAGGGACAUUUUUGAUGUACUGUGCCGUCUCAACGUCCGAUCGGCGACCGACUUCGAGUGGCUGAAGCAAUGCCGUUUCUACUUCAAAGACGACGCGGACAAGACCUGGAUAUCGGUGACGGAUGUGGUAUUCACAUACCAGAACGAAUACCUUGGGUGCACUGAUCGCCUUGUCAUUACUCCUCUUACUGACAGAUGUUACAUAACAUUAGCACAGGCUCUAGCGAUGAGCAUGGGAGGCGCGCCUUGCGGGCCGGCGGGUACUGGUAAGACUGAGACCGUCAAGGACAUGGGGAAGACCCUUGCGAAGUAUGUCGUGGUGUUCAACUGCUCUGACCAAAUGGACUAUAGAGGUCUCGGCCGGAUCUACAAAGGCCUCGCCCAGUCAGGUUCCUGGGGCUGCUUCGACGAGUUCAAUCGUAUCGAGCUGCCCGUGCUCUCAGUCGCCGCACAGCAGGUGGCCGUGGUGCUCGCGGCGAAAAAGGAAAAGAAGAAGACCUUCGUCUUCACGGACGGAGACGUCUCCGAAAUGUGCCCGGAGUUCGGCAUUUUUAUCACUAUGAAUCCAGGCUAUGCCGGUCGCAAGGAACUCCCUGAGAACCUGAAGAUCCAGUUCCGCACCGUCGCCAUGAUGGUGCCCGACCGGCAGAUCAUCAUCAGGGUCAAGCUGGCCUCCUGCGGCUUCCUCGAGAAUAUUACGCUCGCCCGCAAGUUCUACACUUUGUAUAAGUUGUGUGAGGAGCAGCUCACCAAACAGGUCCACUACGAUUUCGGCCUCCGCAACAUCCUUUCUGUCCUCCGCACCCUCGGCGCAGUCAAACGGGUCAACUCCAAAGACAACGAGAGCACCAUAGUCAUGAGAGUGCUUCGCGACAUGAACCUGUCCAAACUGAUAGACGAAGAUGAACCACUCUUCAUUUCACUCGUCUCAGAUCUGUUCCCGAACCAAGCGCUGGACAAAACAACGUACAACGACCUUGAGGAUGCAAUAAAGAAACAGGUGGAGAGCUCAGGGCUGAUAUACCACCCGCCUUGGGCUCUCAAAGUUAUACAGCUAUACGAAACUCAACGAGUUCGUCAUGGAAUCAUGACAUUAGGGCCUCCAGGGGCCGGUAAAACCACGUGCAUUCAUACACUUAUGAACGCUCUGUCUGAAGUUGAGAACCCUCAUAGGGAGAUGCGCAUGAAUCCGAAAUCUAUAACAGCUGCGCAAAUGUUCGGGCGUCUCGAUGUGGCCACUAACGAUUGGACAGAUGGGAUAUUCUCAGCCCUUUGGAGGAAAACACUUAAAAUCAAAACCGGAGAAUAUAUCUGGCUGGUGCUCGAUGGACCAGUCGACAGCAUUUGGAUCGAGAAUUUGAACUCUGUGCUAGAUGAUAAUAAGACCUUGACUCUAGCCAAUGGUGACCGUUUGACAAUGUCGCCUACAUCGAAGAUUAUAUUCGAACCGGAGAACAUCGAUAAUGCAUCUCCAGCUACUGUAUCUAGAAAUGGAAUGGUUUACAUGAGCUCAUCGGGGUUGGAUUGGGAUCCAGUUGUUCGUGCUUGGCUAAAGUCAAGAUCGGCCAGAGAAGUUGAAGUAUUUAGCGUACUUUUUGACCAGACUUUCUUUGGCAUCUACACAUGGUGCACACAGAAUUUGACUUUCAGUAUGAAGGUCCUUCAAAGCAAUAUUGUGCUUCAAAUGUUGAAUCUCCUGGAAGGUCUUGUACCACCACAGAAUGUCGAACCAGUAGAAGAUACAUCUGGCAGCAAAUCAGUCAAUGGUGAUAUGGAUGAUGAAGAAGAAAAAGAAAAAGUAGAAGAAAUAGUGCUGUUCACCCAUGAACAUUUGCAAAAAAUAUAUGUGUUUUCAUUAGUUUGGGGUUUCGGAUCUCUAUUAGAAACCAACGACAGAGAUCGAUUUGACACAUACAUCAAGAAAAACUUCUCAGAAAUUCUAGACAUUCCGAAGCAUCCAAAUAAUAAACCCAGCAAUCUUUUUGAUUUCUACGUCAAAAAUUCUGGAAAAUGGGAACUAUGGGAUGAUCUGGUAACACCUUAUGUGUACCCGGACACAGCCACUCCAGAUUAUGCCAGUAUUCUUGUGCCUAUAACGGACAAUGUAAGAAUUGACUACAUGAUCCACUGUAUCGCUAAACAAGGAAAAGCUGUCUUACUUUUAGGAGAACAAGGUUCUGCCAAGACGGUCAUGAUGAAAGCAUAUAUGAAAAAUGCCAAUCCUGACCAAUUUAUGAGUCGAUCCUUUAACUUUUCAUCUGCCACCAGUCCCUAUCAAUUCCAGAAGACAAUAGAAAGUUAUGUUGAAAAACGUAGUGGUAUGACUUUUGGUCCUCCCGGCGGCAAAAAAAUGCUCGUAUUCAUCGACGAUAUUAACUUACCCCAAAUCAAUGAAUGGGGUGACCAAAUAACUAACGAAAUUGUAAGGCAGACGAUGAGCAUGGGUGGAUUUUAUAGCCUGGAGAAACCUGGUGAUUUUACAACCAUUGUUGAUAUUCAAUUUCUUGGUGCCAUGGGCCAACCAGGUGGUGGCAGAAAUGACAUUCCAGCAAGAUUGAAGCGCCAGUUUGCGAUUUUCAACUGUCCUUUGCCAAAUAACGAUUCAAUUGAUAAGAUAUUCAAAGUGAUCGGUGAAGGUCAUUACAACGCUCGCAGAGGAUUUGCUGCAGAUGUGAGGUCAUUGAUCAAGAAGGUUAUACCGCUAACAAGAGAGCUUUGGAUGAGAACUAGAUUGAAUUUGUUACCUACACCAGCAAAAUUCCACUAUGUAUUUUCUUUGAGGGAUCUAUCCAGAGUGUGGCAAGGAAUGGUGGGGACUUUACCUACAGUGAUUGAAUCAGAAAAAUGUCUGAUGUUACUAUGGAAACAUGAAUGCUCCAGAGUAUUUUCUGACCGCUUCACUCAUCAGGUUGAUAAAGAUUGGUUUAACAAAGCUCUUUAUGACAUAGCGGAGGAGGUGUUAGGAGUUGAAUACAGAAAGAUGAUGGAUAAGGAACCGGUCUUUGUCGACUUUAUGAGAGAUGCUCCUGAGCCAACAGGAGAAGAGGGAGAAGACGCAGACAUGGAAUUGCCAAAAGUAUACGAGCCUGUAUUCGACUACAGUGAGCUAAGAGAACGGUUAGACAUGUUCUUGGCUCAAUUCAACGAAAUGGUCCGAGGUUCUGGCAUGGAUCUUGUGUUCUUCCCUGACGCUAUGUUACACUUGGUUAAAAUAUCGAGAGUAAUUCGACAUCCUAGAGGAAACGUCAUGUUGGUAGGAGUAGGUGGGUCUGGGAAGCAAUCACUCACAAAACUGUCAACGUUUAUUGCAGGCUAUCGAUCUUUUCAAAUUGCUCUUACCAGAUCUUACAAUGUAGGCAAUUUUCUUGAAGAUCUCAAGCUUCUGUACAGAUCUUGUGGCGUACAAGGAAAAGGCACAACGUUUGUAUUCACAGACUUGGACAUUAAAGAGGAAGGAUUCCUGGAAUACCUGAACAAUAUUCUGUCGUCUGGCGUUAUAUCAAAUUUAUUUACCAAGGAUGAGCAACAAGAAAUAAUUUCUGAGCUAACACCAAUAAUGAAGAGAGAAAACCAAAAGCGUACGCUAAACAAUGAACUCGUGAUGGAAUAUUUUUUGAACAGGACAUGUCAGAAUUUGCAUGUCGUUCUAUGUUUUUCACCUGUAAGCGAAGCAUUUAGAUACCGUGCAUUAAGGUUUCCAGCAUUAAUAUCCGGAUGCACUAUCGAUUGGUUUCAACCUUGGCCUAAAGACGCGCUGGUGUCUGUUGCUGAUCAUUUUCUAGCUGAAUUUGAAAUCGAAUGCACCAAAGAAGUUAAAAAAGAAUUGGUCACCGUACUAGGAACUAUUCAAGACGUAGUGUCCAAGGUUUCUACGGAGUAUUUCCAAAGAUUCCGUCGAUCAUCACACGUGACGCCUAAAUCAUAUUUAAAUUUUAUUGGUGGAUACAAAACUAUUUAUCACAUGAAGCAAAAAGAGCUUGGAGAUGGCGCGUUAAGAAUGGAUACUGGAUUAGAAAAAUUAAGGGAGGCUGCCAUUUCAGUAGAAUUACUGAAGAAAGACUUGGCUGUCAUGGAACAAGACUUAGCUUUGGCUUCUGAAAAGGCUGAUCUCGUGUUAACUCAAGUUACAGAAAGAGCUAUGCAAGCUGAAAUCGUUAAGAAUCAAGUACAAAUUGUGAAAGAAAAGGCUGAGGCCUUGGUGGCUUACAUUGCUGAAGAGAAAGAAAAAGCUGAACUGAAAUUGGAAGCUGCUAAACCAGCUUUAGAAGAAGCUGAAGCAGCUUUGAACACGAUCAAGCCAGCUCACAUAGCUACAGUUCGUAAAUUAGGCAGACCACCACAUCUUAUUAUGAGGAUUAUGGAUUGUGUGCUGAUAUUGUUUCAAAGAAGGUUACAUCCUCUUAUUCCUGAUACAGCUGCACCAUGUCCAAAACCUUCUUGGGCUGAAUCACUCAAGAUGAUGGCCAGUACAACUUUCCUGCUGCAACUUCAGAACUACCCAAAAGAUAUAAUCAACAACGAGAUGGUGGAGCACUUGCUCCCGUAUUUUGAAAUGGAAGACUACAACAUGGACACUGCAAAACGCGUCUGCGGUGACGUAGCGGGUCUUUUGUCAUGGACUAAAGCGAUGGCCUUCUUUCAUAGCGUCAACAAGGAGGUGUUACCGUUGAAAGCAAACUUACUGCUUCAAGAAGCUAGAUUGAAAGUGGCAAUGGAAGACUUGGCUUCGGCUGAACGGCAGCUUGAAGAGCGUGAAAUGUCCUUGCGUAAAGUUAAAGAACAAUAUGAAUCGGCCGUAUCAGAAAAGCAGCAGUUAACAGAUGCUGCUAAUGUGUGUCUAAGAAAGAUGACUGCAGCUACGGCUCUUAUCAAUGGGCUUGGGGGUGAAAAGAUCAGAUGGACUCAACAAAGCAAAGAUUUUAAAGAGCAGCUUGGACGUUUGGUCGGUGACGUCGUUCUUGCAACUGGAUUCUUGUCGUACUGCGGACCUUAUAACCAAGAGUUCAGAAACAGUUUGCUUGAUACUUGGAUGGAUAUAUUGAAAAAGAAACAAAUACCUGUUACUGAUAACUUAAACAUUACAAACAUGCUAGUGGAGAGUGCAACUAUAUCCGAAUGGACUUUACAAGGUUUGCCCAACGAUGAACUUUCUGUACAAAAUGCACUCAUUGUAACGAAAUCCAGUUCAUAUCCGCUUCUAGUUGAUCCGCAGAGCCAAGGGAAGAACUGGAUAAAAAACAAAGAAAGUACAAAUGAGUUACAAAUCACUUCCUUGAAUCAUAAAUAUUUUCGUACUCAUCUUGAAGAUAGUUUGUCUCUAGGACGUCCACUGUUAAUUGAAGAUGUUGGCGUAGAACUAGAUCCUGUGAUUGAUAACGUAUUGGAAAAGAACUUCAUCAAAUCUGGUUCCAUAGAAAAGGUCAUAGUGGGUGAUAAAGAAUGUGAUGUAAUGCCCGGUUUUAUGCUUUACAUUACCACUAAAUUACCAAAUCCUCCGUACUCUCCUGAAAUAAGCGCGAAGACUUCGAUUAUUGACUUCACUGUAACGAUGCAAGGAUUGGAAGAUCAAUUGCUCGGCCGAGUCAUAUUGAUGGAGAAGUCAGAUCUAGAGGAAGAAAGAGUGGCUUUGUUUGAAUCGGUAAUGAAAAACCAAAGAAGUAUGAAAGAGCUGGAAAGUAACUUGCUUUGCCGUUUAACAUCAUCAGAAGGAUCAUUAGUUGAUGAUGAAGCCUUGAUCCAGGUACUUCAGAUUACGAAAACAACCGCUGAAGAAGUGAAUGAGAAAUUGAAAGUUGCAGAGGUAACCGAAAAGAAAAUUAUCAAAGCCCGUGAAGAAUUCAGAGCAGUUGCUGGAAGAGGAUCAAUUCUAUAUUUCUUGAUUGUGGAAAUGAGUAACGUGAACAUCAUGUACCAGAACUCUUUGAAACAGUUUCUGAAUAUAUUUGACAAUUCUAUCACGAAAUCCACGAAAAGCAAUGUUACAGAAGAGAGGAUCAACAUCAUUCUCAAAUACCUGACCUUCGAAGUAUGGGCGUUCACGUUGCGAAGUUUGUAUGAGCGCCACAAGGCUCUCUUUACUUUGAUGUUAGCUAUGAAGAUAGACUGUCAUAGAGGUAUAAUCUCCCACGACGAAUUUAUGGCGUUUGUCAAAGGCGGCGCUUCAUUGGAUCUGAACGCAGUUACUCCAAAGCCAUUUAGGUGGAUUUUGGAUAUAACGUGGCUGAACUUAGUUGAGAUUAGUAAAUUGAAAACUUUCAAUGAUGUCCUUUCGAGGAUAUCAACCAAUGAAAAAGAAUGGCGUGUUUGGUAUGAAAAAGCAAAACCAGAGGAGGAGACAUUACCAAGUGGCUACAAUGACAGCUUAGACGUGUUUAGGAAGCUCUUACUUGUUAGAUCAUGGAGUCCAGACCGAACUCUUUCCCAAGCCAGAAAAUACAUCGUUGACUCACUAGGACCCGAGUAUGGCGAGGGUUGCAUCUUAAACUUAGAAACUACGUGGGAGGAGUCUGAACCACGAACCCCACUUAUUUGCAUCCUUACCAUCGGCUCUGAUCCAUCCGCACAGAUCUCUGCCCUCGCAAAGGCUAAAGAAAUUGUUUUGAAAGCUGUAUCCAUGGGCCAAGGACAAGAAAUAGUAGCCCGUAAGAUGAUUUCUGACUCUAUGGCUGAGGGAGGCUGGGUGCUGUUGCAAAAUAUUCAUUUGUCUUUACCAUUCUGCGUUGAAGCCAUGGACGCACUCAUUGAGACUGAACACAUUGAGGACUCCUUCCGGCUUUGGCUAACUACUGAAGUUCACACAGAGUUUCCCAUUGGCCUCCUACAGAUGGCCAUCAAAUUUACCAAUGAACCACCACAAGGUAUUAGAGCUAGCAUGAAACGCACAUAUCAAAACAUUACACAAGAUACUUUGGACUACUCAUCUUUAUCGCAAUGGCCACCGCUCCUUUAUGCUGUAGCAUUCUUGCAUACAAUAGUUCAAGAACGGCGUAAGUUUGGACCACUAGGUUGGAAUAUACCAUACGAAUUCAACCAAGCAGAUUACGCUGCAAGCGUUCAAUUUGUCCAGAACCACCUCGAUGAAAUUGACCCGAAGAAAGGAAUAUCUUGGCCCACCAUUUGUUACAUGCUGGGGGAGGUCCAGUACGGUGGCAGAGUUACAGAUGACUUCGACAAACGAUUGCUGACCACUUUCACUAACGUUUGGUUCUGUGAUGUCCUCCUUCGUCCCGGUUUUGAGUUUUACAAAGGCUACAAGGUUCCACAGACGAGAAAUUUACAGGGAUAUGUGGAUUAUAUCAACCAACUUCCUUUACAAGAUACCCCUGAAGUCUUUGGGCUACAUGGGAAUGCUGACAUAACGUACCAGAUUAACAGUGCAAAGGAUAUUUUGGAUACGAUACUCAGUGUCCAGCCGAAGGAGGGUGGAAGUCAAGGCGGGGAGACCAGAGAGAGCAUAGUGUACCGUCUAGCUGAGGACAUGCUGGACAAGCUGCCGAAGCAGUAUGUCAGUUUUGAAGUCAAAGAAGCUCUCCAGAAAAUGGGGGCCUUUUUACCCAUGAACAUCUUUUUGAGACAAGAAAUAGAUAGGAUCCAGAAAGUAAUCAAAACUGUGCAGUCAACACUUUGCGAUCUGAAACUGGCAAUUGACGGCACCAUUGUAAUGAGUCAAGGUUUGCGAGAAUCACUUGAUGCUAUGUACGAUGCCAGAAUUCCACAAAAAUGGCUCAAGGUAUCCUGGGAAUCAGCUACUUUGGGUUUCUGGUAUACUGAGCUGCUGGAGCGCGAGCAACAGUACCGAGUGUGGCUGCGUAACGGCCGACCGACCACUUUCUGGAUGACUGGCUUCUUCAACCCACAAGGAUUCCUCACCGCUAUGAGACAGGAAGUAACACGUAGCCAUAAAGGCUGGGCUUUGGACUCGGUUGUACUACAGAACCACAUCACGAAGUUGAAUAGGGAGGACGUGCACGAGGGACCGGCUGAAGGAGUGUACGUUUAUGGUCUCUUCCUUGAAGGAGCAUCACUAGACAGAAAAACUGGAAAAUUGAUUGAGUCGAAGCCGAAGGUUUUGUACGAGCAAAUGCCAGUUAUCUACAUAUUUGCUAUUAACACGACUGCUGGCAAGGACCCUCGUCUGUACGAGUGUCCCAUCUAUAGGAAGCCUCAAAGGACAGACGCGAAAUACGUGGGGUCCAUCGACUUCGAAACGGACAGCAACCCGCGUCACUGGACCCUACGGGGGGUGGCUCUUCUGUGCGACAUCAAGUAGUAGCAUCGUCUCUGUUUCGAUCGAUCGACGUCUAUUUAUUUAUUUUAUUUCGAUUCAUCUACAAUCGAUCUGUAUUCAAUGCAGUGCUAUUUGU
This is a messenger RNA of Ostrinia nubilalis (European corn borer), 14080 nucleotides long. RefSeq names its product dynein axonemal heavy chain 5 (gene Dhc1). The record is from RefSeq and is a predicted model, not a curated record. The transcript has 50 exons. NCBI's taxonomy places the organism in Eukaryota, Metazoa, Arthropoda, Insecta, Lepidoptera, Crambidae. Gene Ontology annotation, cellular component: axonemal dynein complex. Gene Ontology annotation, biological process: microtubule-based movement. Bases 1 to 13986 code for a protein of 4661 amino acids. Gene Ontology annotation, molecular function: minus-end-directed microtubule motor activity; dynein light intermediate chain binding; ATP hydrolysis activity.